AUGUUGUCGUCUACUUUUCUAAUAUCUGCUUUGGUUUCUUCUGUCCUGGCUAUAUGGCCUCAACCCGUUUCGUACACAAAUGGUACCGGUGUUUUGUGGUUGGAUAAGAAUGUCAAGGUUACUUAUGAUGGCGGCGUUGUACGAUUAAUCCCCCAAAUUUUCUAUGAUGAUAUGAAUACUAAGAAAGUGUUGGCUCUACAGUCUACGGGAUAUUCUGGUGGCGGGACUGGAAAUAUUACAAGCAGCAAAACUCUUGUUUCCAAUGCCGUAACUCGAGCCAUGACCAAGAUCUUCUAUCAGGGUUUGACACCAUGGAAAUUCUAUGCACGAAAUACAUUACCCCAAGUUGAGCCGUCAGCUACCUCAAACAAGAUCUACAUCACCGAGCUCUGCAUCACCCAGACCGGACACGACAACUCCUCCACAUUUAAACCUUUGGAUGGCCAGGUGGACGAGUCAUACAACCUCACGAUUAGUACUGAUGGAAAGGCCGCUAUCAGCGCCCUUUCAUCUAUCGGUAUCCUUCAUGCACUAACAACAUUCACACAACUUUUCUAUACACAUUCCAUUGCUGGGACUGGUGUCUACACGAAAUUAGCUCCCGUGACGAUUUACGAUGCACCAAAAUUUGCACACCGUGGAUUAAACAUGGAUGUAUCCAGAAAUUGGUAUCCUGUCGAGGAUAUAAAAAGAAUGAUCGUGGCCCUCGCAUACACCAAAUGCACCAUCUUGCAUUUGCACAUCACCGACGCUCAGUCAUGGCCUUUGGAUAUCCCAGCAUUUCCUGAAUUGUCAAAGUUGGGCGCUUAUCAGACCGGAUUGUCUUAUACCCCCCAUGACCUCAAGGAUAUCCAAGCAUUUGGCGUUAACUAUGGUGUCGAAGUCAUACUAGAGAUUGAUAUGCCUGGUCAUACAAGCUCCAUAGGGUACUCCCAUCCUGAGCUCUUGGCCGCCUUUAAUGCCGAACCUUGGGACACUUACUGCGCUGAGCCUCCUUGUGGAUCGUUGAGGCUUAAUGACUCUGUGGUACCAGUAUUCCUGGAGAAAUUGUUUGAUGAUCUUCUUCCUCGAGUCUCUCCAUAUUCAUCAUACUUCCACACUGGCGGAGAUGAAGUUAAUGUUAAUACUUAUUUGUUGGAUCCCACCGUUCAGUCAAACGAUACAGCAGUUCUCAAACCUUUGAUUCAGGCAUUUGUGGACAGAAACCACAAACAACUUCGAGCUGCCGGACUUACACCAGUGGUUUGGGAAGAAAUGAUCACCACAUGGAACCUCACCUUGGGGACUGAUGUUGUUGUUCAAUCAUGGCUCAGUGAUGCCUCUGUCGCCCAGAUCGUCGCUGCUGGACACAAAGCUCUCGCUGGCAACUAUAACUUCUGGUAUCUCGAUUGCGGCAAAGGACAGUGGCUCAACUUCGAACCAGGCACAUCCUCCGAGAAGUUCUUUCCCUACAACGAUUACUGUUCACCUACGAAGAGUUGGCGCUUAGUCUAUUCCUACGAUCCGCUCGCCGGAGUACCAGAAAACGCGACUCAUUUGGUUAUUGGCGGAGAAUUCCACAUCUGGUCCGAGCAGACGGAUCCAGUGAAUAUCGACGAUAUGGUGUGGCCAAGAGGAGCUGCCGCAGCAGAGAUAUUGUGGUCGGGAGCCAAGGAUCCAGUAACUGGCCAGAACCGAAGUCAAAUCGACGCAGGUAGCAGAUUGCCAGAAUUCAAUGAGCACAUGAGACAAAUGGGAAUCCGAUCGGGACCUGUACAGAUGAUUUUCUGUACACAACUUAAUUCGACGGAGUGCUCAUUGUAA
Sclerotinia borealis F-4128 is the source of this 1803-nucleotide messenger RNA. The record is from the annotation of a GenBank genome assembly. Lineage: Eukaryota; Fungi; Ascomycota; Leotiomycetes; Helotiales; Sclerotiniaceae.